This is a messenger RNA of Panicum virgatum (switchgrass), 483 nucleotides long. Its product is annotated as protein MKS1-like. Lineage: Eukaryota; Viridiplantae; Streptophyta; Magnoliopsida; Poales; Poaceae. Bases 1 to 483 code for a protein of 160 amino acids. Gene Ontology annotation, cellular component: nucleus. The record is from RefSeq and is a predicted model, not a curated record. The transcript has a single exon.
AUGACUAUGACCGUGGCCAUGCCGUCGUCGGAGGCGUCGUCGUCUCCUUCUAACAAGAGGGGCCUCCGGGGGCCGCGGCCGCAGCCGCUGAAGGUGACGGCGUCGCCGACGGCUUCGUCGUCGUCGUCCAAGCCGGCGUCCGGCUCCAAGAAGCCGGUGAUCGUGUACGAGCACACGCCCAAGGUCGUCCACGCCAGGCCGCAGGAGUUCAUGACCGUCGUGCAGCGGCUCACCGGCAAGCCCGCGCCCGCCACGUUGUCGUCGUCCUUGCCGCCGUACGUGCAAGGCUUCUCGCCGGCGGCGGCGGUGGCCGAGGAGGGCGGCGACCCGCUGCUGCUCACGCUCGGGCAGGGCCAGGCCGCGCCGCCGCCAGCACCGACGACGCUGCCGUCCCCCAUGGCGGCCGGGCUGCUGCUGUCCCCGGGCUUCAUCUUCUCCCCCAACACCAUGCAGGCCAUCCAGGAGCUCAGUCCCUUGUUCUAA